AAAGUAUUUGAGCUUUCAAUUGAAGAUCAUUCCAGAGAGAAUGGAGUUACAGUUCGGCUUCAUACUACUGGUCAGCGUAGGAUUGACCUAUGGUGUGGCGCCCUACCAUGACCCCCACUGUGGUGGUAAACAGGUCAUCGUGCACCUGUUUGAAUGGAAGUGGACAGACAUUGCCAAGGAAUGUGAGAGAUUCCUGGGACCCAAAGGUUUCUGUGGUGUACAGGUGUCGCCGCCCAUGGAGCACGCCAUGAUAACAACAGACGGAGACCGCCCCUGGUGGGAGCGCUACCAGCCCAUCAGUUAUAAGCUGACCAGUCGUAGCGGAAACGAGGCACAGUUAAAGGACAUGGUCCAGAGAUGCAAGGCUGUAGGAGUUAGAGUGUACGUUGACGCUGUGGUCAACCACAUGGCUGGCCUUGGCAGGAAAGGAGUGGGAACUGCAGGUAGCACUUUUGAUUCAGACGCUCGAGAUUUCCCUGGAGUUCCUUACACCAAGGACAACUUCAAUGACAGGAGUGACUGCCCUUCACAUGACGGUAAUGUUAACAAUUACGGAGAUCCCAAAAAUGUGAGAAACUGUUACCUUGUGGGCCUGACAGAUCUGGACGCGAGCCAGGAAUAUGUCCAGGACAAGAUCAGCGGCUACUUCAAUCACUUGAUCUCACUUGGUGUGGCUGGAUUCCGAGUGGACGCUGCUAAACACAUGUGGCCAAAAGACUUAGAGGGUAUACUAGCUAAGACACAUGACCUACCAGAAGGAGGUCGACCUUUCUUCUACCACGAGGUGAUUGACAGGAAUGAUGGCGCCAUCAAGGUCAACGAAUAUUUCCACCUGGGUUACGUCACUGAAUUCCGCUACAUGCAAAAGGUUAGAGAAGGAGCCAGUGACCUAGGGCGCCUGGGCGCUGUCUACGACCCUGGAUGGGGAAUGGCUCCACCAGACCAGGCCUUUGUCUUUGUAGACAACCACGAUACUCAGAGAGGCAACGAGGCCUUGACCUACAAGAACGGCGCUGAAUACAAGAGAGCUGUGGCCUUCACCUUGGCCUACAACUACGGCUUCACCAGAGUGAUGAGCAGUUACUACUUCACUGACAACAGCGCCGGGCCACCUCGUAACGCGGACAUGUCCGCUAAAGAUGUCAUCAUCAAGUCGGACGGCACCUGUGACAACGGAUGGGUCUGUGAACACAGAUGGAAGUCUAUCGGUAACAUGGCGAUGUUCAGAAACGCUGUGGCCGGAACCAGUGUUGACAACUUCAAGUAUGAGAACGGAGUUUUGUCCUUCAACAGAGGCAACAAAGGAUUCUUUGCCAUGGGCUCUAACCCAUUUAGCAUCUCGGUCAAUACAGGUCUUCCUGCUGGCGAGUACUGCGACCUCAUAAGUGAAUGCGCCCAGAAGAUCAGAGUGGACGGAAGUGGACACGCCCAGGUCAGCCCUAAAGACCCAUCAGACCCGUUUGUGGCUAUCAUAACACAAGGAGGAAACCAUAUAGCAGUGUCCAACAAUCCUGACGUAGGCAACCCAACCACUGGUCACGUGGUGGCCAAUACCCUCCCCCCUUACACACCCAGCGGGUCUCAAAACUUCAAGAGGACGGUCAUCAUGAUUGAAAAGCAGACAAACCCCGGACAAGAUCUCUUCAUCAGGGGUGGUAUCGACUACGCCCAUAGAGCAGGUUGUUCUGCCUCAGCUGCUUUAUCUUCUAACCCCUGCGCCAUUCCAAUCAGACACAUCAACCCAGGCUCCAGCAAUCAUUUCGACAAGGUGAAGGCCUGGAGUGUCGGUGACAACUUUUUAGACUGGGGAGGGCCCGAGCCUGGACAGGGUUCCUAUCAGGGACGACAGCCAGAGGGCACGCCGGCCUACUGGUCAACAAACGACCAUUCGAACUCUGGAUACAGCACUUUGAACAACUACGGCAACCAUUACUGGAUCGUUGAUGUGGAAAUGGACUGCUCCAAGACGGAGAACGGCUUCUUCGAGGUCAAGGCCGUCGUCAACGGGGUGUGGGAGAGUGAUUCCUCCACAUCCGCGCCCUGCUCCGGCCUCGGCUCUCAGAGACUGCCCUACACCACCAAGAAUCACUUCGCUAAAUGCGGCUAUAAGAAUGUCUUCCAUUUCAACAGCCAAACUUGCCAGAUUUCUUCGCUGUAAAUUAGGGAAUACCAAUAUCUGUUGAUUUCAAACCAAAGUAAAUCAAAGUAAAUUUUAUCAGUAAGAAGAUGUUAAAUCUUUUUUUUUUCAAUAUAAUCGUGUUCUUCUUCUUAUUUUUUUUAAUAAAUAAAAAAUAUAAAUCUA
Molecule: messenger RNA, 2302 nt
Organism: Biomphalaria glabrata
Lineage: Eukaryota; Metazoa; Mollusca; Gastropoda; Planorbidae
Product: alpha-amylase-like
Exons: 14
Coding region: 41-2158 (705 amino acids)
Biological process (GO): carbohydrate metabolic process
Molecular function (GO): cation binding; alpha-amylase activity
Source: RefSeq, a predicted model, not a curated record